UUCUCCCCUGCUACAUGGCGUCUGGUUGCGCCGUCGUUCGGGCGAGAGCAACUGGUACAUUUCUCGAGCGAGGAAACCUAGUCGAGGAUGACAGAAUGACAGACGUCUCGAGCCAGCGCUCGAGCUGUUCCCUUCCAUCCACAUCCCGAAGUACCUACCACUACAUACAUGCAUUACGGAUUUCCUUUUUCUUGUUGGUCGCCGCUGGUUUUGCAAAAUACCCUGUUCUGCGUCUGCCUACAGACCAUUUUCACGACCUCAUGCGAGGAGGGUGAUCCCUCCGUCCAGUCAGCUUACAUGCCUCUAAGCCUCUUGACGUCAAAACGCGCCGCGGAUCCUCUCCCCCCCACGGCACAUCAUCUCUCCCGUCGUUGCUGUCAACUUACCCUGCCCAUCAUCGUGACCAAAGUACCAUGGUUCGUAUCGGAGCCUCAUCGGGUGCUAUUCCUCGUGCCCGCCAAGGCUCUAUGGCGGGCCUAGGGCUGAGCGGCCAGUCCGUCGUAAGGACGAGGGCACGCGAAGGACGAGGGGCAAGCAAGUCCUACUGCUUCUGCGCGAUGCGAAAGGCGGGAUGGAUGGGGCACCGU
Molecule: messenger RNA, 587 nt
Organism: Colletotrichum godetiae
Lineage: Eukaryota; Fungi; Ascomycota; Sordariomycetes; Glomerellales; Glomerellaceae
Exons: 1
Coding region: 169-480 (103 amino acids)
Source: RefSeq, a predicted model, not a curated record